GGUAGAGCAGGGGGGGCGGGGAUUUAUUACGAAUACGGGUGGGAACAGAAUUUUGUUUUCUCCAAGUAGCACGUAGCUAGCUGAGGAAAAAAGCAGAAACCAGAGGGAGAAAACAGAGAAAAGCACGCAGCCAUGAGCAGCCAGAGCUCCCGAAACGAGACGACAGCCGCGGUGAACGGUCCUGACCCGGCCUCGGCCAGCUCCAGAGAGCGGAAACACGGCGGAGGAGGCGGCGGGGUGGUGAAGAGGCUGAAAUCUCGGCGGAGCGCGGCGGAGCGGCGGACCGUCACCGAGGACGAGCUGCGGGCGGCCGGCAGAGGCGUCACUCCGGAGGACGUGCUGUCGCUCCGCACCGUCACCCGCGACUACCUGUGCAAACCCGAGGACAACAUCUACAACAUCGACUUCACUCGCUUCAAGAUCCGAGACCUGGAGACGGGAACAGUGCUGUUCGAGAUCGCCAAACCUCCUCACUGUGAUGUUGAUGAUGAAGAAGAAGAAAACGUGGACGCAGACACGAGCACCGGACGAUUCGUUCGCUAUCAGUUCACACCGGCGUUCCUUAAACUGCGCACGGUCGGAGCCACCGUGGAGUUCACUGUCGGAGAUCGGCCGGUGAAUAACUUCCGCAUGAUCGAGCGGCAUUAUUUUAAGGAUCGUCUGCUAAAGAACUUCGAUUUCGACUUCGGUUUCUGCAUCCCGAGCAGCAGGAACACCUGCGAGCACAUCUACGAGUUCCCCCAGCUCCCGGACGAGCUCAUCCGUCAGAUGGUGGAUCAUCCGUACGAGACCCGGUCCGACAGCUUCUACUUCGUGGACAACAAACUCAUCAUGCACAACAAAGCAGACUACGCUUACAACGGGGGCCAAUGAUGCUGCUGAGAUGCCUCCUGCAGGUCAUGCUCUGUGUGUGUGUGUGUGUGUGUGUGUGUGUGUGUGUGUGUGUGUGUGUGUGUGUGUGUGAGAUGCCACAGUUACAUUCCUUCACCACAGCCAUCGUUGCACCUCAUGGAUGUCCUCUCUUUCCUCCUUUAUAAUUCUGAUGAUGAUGAUGAUGAUGAUCUAAUUAUAAAUCUUGAUCAGCUCUCGUAUUUUCUGUAGUGAAGUUUUGGACCCUGAAGUUUUGUAAAUGUCGUGUUUUUUUCCCUUCAACGUGAACAAACAACCUGCAGGCCACCAGACGCUGAACACAGAGCAGUGAUAAUACUGGAGAGUGUUAGUGUUUCUCUAGAACAGCCGCUCUGACCGUGCAGGUUCUGAUCCGACAGCGUUUCUAUAGUAACAGGGCGUGUUCGCAGGGACCUGUUUGCAGCGCACGCUCCACUGAGGACAAACAGAUUAGAGAGAAAUGUGUUGAACAUGGAAGGAGGAGUUUUUAGUGUCAGUGCUUACAUUACACUGAAAUACACCAUAAACCUUUUUACACUUUUACUUGCUUACUCAACAUCUAAACAGUGGUGUGGGAUGUUUAGUGCCCCCUGCUGUGUCUAAGAUGAAUUACAGUUGUGAUCAAAACAAAGCCACUGAAACACUUUUCUUUAUCCACUUGUUCCCUCUGUUUAGACUCCAUACGUCACGCUCAUAACCUUUUAAUAAAUAAGGGCUGGAGCUGCUUUCAUUAUGGGCAGGGCUUAUUGAAUUAAGUUAAAUGAAAAAAUACAUUUCUGCUCGAAUGUUUUAUUUUGGUUGGUCUCUAGAGUUGUGAUUAUUAAAGGAUUAUUAAAGAUGUAUCACAUUAUAAAAUAUGCAACAAAAUCGAAACGUUUGUUUAAAUUCUUUGUCUUUAAAGAAAUGAUACAGGCGGAAGGAAGCUGUAAUUUCUGUUUUUGCAGCUUUUGCAGAAAUAGUGAGAAAUGGCGCCCCCUGGUGUUCAAGAUACCAAUCAUCCAGUGAUUUCUUCACAUUUAAAUCAGUGUAGUUACAGAAUCAUGUUUAUGAACUGCAUUAUAAAUACAGAACAACACUGCAGUAGGAGAGUCAUAAGUAAUGGCACCACAUCAUCUCUUAGACGUUGAAUGAAGACUGUAUGAAGUGAGUGUGUUAUAACUGCUCUGAGUUCAUCAGUUACUUAAUGAAAUAUGAUGAGAAAACUGAAUUUUCUGAUGAAUACUGAAAUCAGCCGUCAGUCUGAGAGAAAGCUGGAGAGUCUUUACACUGUGUUAGGAGUGUGUUAUUGUCUGAAUGACACAUUUUUCAGAUAGAUGUGUGUGUGUGUGUGUGCGCGAGAGCGAGCUCCAUGUGUGUGUGAAGUGUCUGCGUGUCCUCGCUGUCACACACACCCGUCUCUGCCACUUCUUUCACCACACACUCGCUGAUGAUCAUCACAGACGAUUUCUCAUGACGUCGUAAAGACCCAGAAUUGUUAUUACUGAGGACACGAGUUCACCUCGCGGUUACAGAAGCGGAAGAGAUAAACAACACACAGAUAUUUUACAAAACCUGAUUAUAAUAAUAAUAAUAAUGAGGGCAGGACAUCAGAAUUAUUAUAAAUUAAACUGAUACUGAAUACGAAAUGAAAUUAAGCAUAAAAAUGAUUAUGAUUUGAAUUGAGUUUAAUGAUGUAAACACGAACAUACAGAACCGGAGCUUUAUUUUAUUAAUCUUAAACUAGAUGUUGGCUCCGCCCUCUGCAUUCUGAUUGGCUCACCGACUGUGGGUUGUUUUUGCUAUUCUUCUUCUAAGUUUGUUAUUGUGCUCAUGUUUUUUUGUUCCUCUCCUGUAGUGCGGAUGAGUAACUGUUAUAUUUCACAAUUUCUUUUGAAAAAUGAGUCCAAAAAAAUUAUUUCUUGUAUUUUUUUUUUUUUUAACAGACUGCUCCGAAAUGCGUUUCUAUUCCUUGUGUGUGGUCCAUGAUGAUGAUAACAAUAAUAAUAAUAAGUGAAUAUUUUGAUAUAUUGUGUAAAUGAUUGUCAGUGUGUGUUGAGCAUCUGAGUGAGAUUAUAAUCUGAAAUCAUACAGAUGAUUUAUUAAGUGCUCGAUUUCACGUUUUUUUGCCCCUGAUGUCGAGUUCUCAUGUGACUGAGCGAGGCUUAACCGAGCCAAGUUAAAGUGUUUUAUUUUAUAUACAACCUGCCCACACACACACACACACACACACACACACAUCCUGGUGAUGUUUGGUUGCUGUGACGCCGAUGAGACGGCGAGUCAGGUUUCGUCCAGUAGAAAAGCUGGUUAUGUUUGUGUUACUGAUUUCACUACAAUGUGUUCAACUGGAAACGUCUUUUUAUAUAAGUUCCUAUUUUAUUUUAUUUUGCUUUACAGUUUUUGAUGAUGAUGAUGAUGAUGAUGAUGAUGAUGAUGAUGAAGCCUGUAUCAGGACUGAACCGAAAAAACUCCCCCAAAAAAAUCCCAGCAAAAAUAACAAACAAACAGAAUCUUACACUCCCAACACUCUUUUAUUUUUUUUAAAGUCGUUCAGAUUAUAGAUGAAGAGUUUGUGAGAUGUUUUCAGGGUCACGUGAGGAUCAGACGUGAGAUUACAGACCGUUUAAUGCCUUACAGUAGAUCAGAUUGUGGAUUUGGGGAUAAAAAACACUAAACUGUUUCUAAAAUUCUGUCAGACUGAAACAAACCUUUUUUUUUCUCUGAUUAUAGUUUUUAAAAGAUUGUAUUAUAGACAAGAAUAUUUUAGAAGUUUGUUUGUCAUCAGUUUCCGUCUGUGAGAAUUCUGAUUGUUUCUAAAAAAUAAAAAAAAUAAACCAUUUAAUUAUAAA
Molecule: messenger RNA, 3716 nt
Organism: Silurus meridionalis
Lineage: Eukaryota; Metazoa; Chordata; Actinopteri; Siluriformes; Siluridae
Gene: unc119b
Product: unc-119 homolog 1
Exons: 5
Coding region: 133-873 (246 amino acids)
Biological process (GO): nervous system development; lipoprotein transport; cilium assembly
Cellular component (GO): cilium
Molecular function (GO): lipid binding
Source: RefSeq, a predicted model, not a curated record